Molecule: messenger RNA, 794 nt
Organism: Drosophila subobscura
Lineage: Eukaryota; Metazoa; Arthropoda; Insecta; Diptera; Drosophilidae
Exons: 1
Coding region: 250-792 (180 amino acids)
Source: RefSeq, a predicted model, not a curated record
GGGCUCAAUUUUCGAUCAGAGUUUCCAUUGAAUUUUCGGCAUCGAAUUUUGAAUACCAAACAUUUCCCCUUUCGGCUCUACUGUCAGCUGCGGCGCCUGCUUAGUUUUCAAAUAGUUGCCGUCUGCUUGAUAUGCAGGGCGUUGUGGGGUUGGUCUAGAAUCACCUGGGACGGGCCACAGUGAGCCAACUAUAAAAGUUAAAGCUCCAUAUACGAUCGGCAACAAAGCGUCGCAGCAACUCACACGAUCAUGGCACGCUCUCAGCUCUUUGGAUCGCUCCUUCUCCUGGCCUUCUUGGCCGUCAGUUUUGGAGCACAGUUGCCAUUCGGCAGACAGAAGGUGGUGCCCACUCCAUACCCUGCGGCGGCUGAUCUUAAACCGUCUCCACAAGAGCCUGCCCUCACCUAUGGUGCACCCCUGGACUCUGAUGUUGAUCUGAACGUGAAUGCGGAUGCCUUGCCAGAGGAGCAGCUGCCUCGAGUGGAUGACUUUGAGGCGAACCCCGAGUCCGAGGACGUAGACACUGAGCAGAGCUCCUUGGAGGUUACCACCCAAACGGUUUCUUCAACUCCUGCCCGCCUUCGAAGCCGCCAGAGACUGGCCAAGCUCCAGGUGGCCCCCGCCAAGCGCCAUCGUCAGGGGCAACGCACGGCCCGCCUCGAGGAGUUGCCCGUUCAGGAGGCUGUUGCCACCGUUCCGUCACUGGCUUCACAGCAGCUCUUCUAUUACGGAGCUCAGCAUCAACCCUUUGUUCUUGCGUACAGCACAGCUCCGCAGCAAUUUGCAUGGUAAAA